Molecule: messenger RNA, 1724 nt
Organism: Nerophis ophidion (straightnose pipefish)
Lineage: Eukaryota; Metazoa; Chordata; Actinopteri; Syngnathiformes; Syngnathidae
Product: protein-serine O-palmitoleoyltransferase porcupine-like
Exons: 13
Coding region: 175-1575 (466 amino acids)
Biological process (GO): lipid modification; canonical Wnt signaling pathway; Wnt protein secretion
Cellular component (GO): endoplasmic reticulum; membrane
Molecular function (GO): Wnt-protein binding; palmitoleoyltransferase activity
Source: RefSeq, a predicted model, not a curated record
CUGUGUUAUUUCGAAGCCACUUCCGCCCGCAGGUCUUUGGCGCGCCCGCUCCAAAAUGUUGCAGUCGUGUCCAUCUUUGUGCUGCUCGAACAACAACAACACAUCAGUGCAACAACAUGUAAGAAUCUUCUUCCCGGGAUUGGAGAGUUGACUUUCUGGCCAAUAAAUUGCACCAUGGACUGGCCCAGCAGGCUCCAGGUGUGGAUGGAGCUGGCUGAGAGCUGUGGACUCAGUACCCUCCAGCAAGGCAUUCAGCAGGUCUGGCAGCUGCUGCUCAUUUGUCUCAUCAGCAGGCUGCUCUUCAGAUUGGGGGGCGUGUCCUGGGUGAAUCACCUGGUGUCCAUGCUGGCUGGAAUGUCCAGCCUCUUCCUCUUCUUUGACCUGCACAUGCUGUGGGUGAUGCUGCUCAGUGUCCUCUGCUACCUCACUCUUCUUCUUGGCCCACGCUGCAGCAGCAGAGGUCUCUUCCUGUCCUGCGUCAUUCUCAUCUACCUGCUCGUUGGAGAAUUACAUCUAAUUGACACGGUGACCUGGCAUAAGAUAAGAGGUCAAGCUGUCAGCGCCUACUUCCUGUGCGUUCUUGCCUGUGUGUUGAGAGGCAGUCAGAUGGUGGUGGCCAUGAAAGCCAUUUCUCUGGCCUUUGACCUGGAUGGAGGGACGGUCCCCGCUCUGCCCCCACCAACAGAGUUCCUAGGCUACGUCCUCUUUGUGGGAAAUGUGGUCUUCGGUCCGUGGAUCAGCUUCUCAUCAUACAAGGCUGCUGUCUUGGGCAGACGACUGAGCUGGCUAUGGUUUUGGCGUUCCUCCCUCAGCCUGCUAAAGAGUCAGGUUUGCCUGCUGGUGUCGUCUUGCAUCGCUCCUUACCUCUUCCUGUUCUUCAUCCCCAUCCACGGGAAUGCAUUCACACACAAGUGGCUGGGUGCCUAUGAGAAUGCCUUGUCCUUCCACUUCAGCAACUACUUUGUGGGCCACCUGAGUGAGAGCAGCAGCAUGUUGGCAGGCGCCGGACAUGUGGAGGAAAAAGACCACGUGCGCUGGGAAAUGCAAGUGGUCAAACCUCUGAAUGUGGAAAUGCCUCGCUCCAUGGUGGAAGUGGUCACUUCCUGGAACAUUCCCAUGUCUCGCUGGCUUAAAACCUACGUCUUCAAGAACGCCAUGAAACUGGGGACUUUUCCCGCCAUCCUUGUCACGUACACAGCCAGCGCUUUACUGCAUGGUUUGAGUUUCCACCUGGGAGCUGUGCUGCUGUCUUUAGGCUUCAUCACAUAUGUUGAACACGUCCUGCGGAGGCGACUUGCUGCUAUCUUCAGCGCCUGUGUCCUAUCCAGACCUUGUUCCUCUGACUGCAACCACCAACAUAAAAAGGAGUUGUGGGUGUUGCUACUGAAUAUGUGUUUCACUUUGUUGGCCAUCUUCCACCUCACCUACUUGGGCUCCAUGUUUGAUCCUGGUGUUGAAGAGGAAGUGGAAGAGGGUUACACAGCCAUCCACACUAUUCACAGGUGGUCAGAUCUCAACUGGGCCAGCCAUUGGCUCCUUUUUGUCUCCUGGAUCUUUUACCGAUUAAUCCUGUGACGUCUUCCAAGCGCAACACCAUCGCUUCCUACUUCCUGUCUGGCCCCCUCCACUUGGAGAUCCACGAACUUGAGUGUUUUCUUCUUUCUUUUGCUGAGAUAAAGUGGAGGUUGGAGAAGAAGCAAUCAAUGAACAAAUGUUCUCUAAUA